This is a messenger RNA of Symbiodinium sp. CCMP2592, 740 nucleotides long. NCBI's taxonomy places the organism in Eukaryota, Dinophyceae, Suessiales, Symbiodiniaceae. The record is from the annotation of a GenBank genome assembly.
AUGGCGGCGCCGACCUCACCUGAUGUGAUUGUCAUAGGCGCUGGCCUGGCAGGGCUCUCGGCGGCGAGGAAUCUCUCCAAAGGAGGCAGAUCUGUCCUCGUCCUUGAAGCUCGGGAUCGUGUCGGCGGCCGGACACACUCCGUGACCGAGGGUCCCUACACCAUCGACCUUGGUGCGCAGUUCAUAGCCGACAAGCAGCGCCGGAUUUCAGCACUCGUCGACGAGUUCGGCAUCACCCGCGUGGAGCUGGAUUCCGAAGGCAAAACUCUUCACCGCGACGCCCCCGGUUCGAAGGUGAAGCGGAUAUCGGAAGACUCGUUGCCCUUGUCAUGUCUUGCUCAGUUGGAUGCACUUCAGUCGAGCUGGCGCUUGGAAAGCAAAGUCAAGGCCCUCUCAAACGCGGACCUCGAUAAGCUCGACACCAUCAGCCUCUCAGAGCUCAUGCGUCAGAAGACUUUUCUACAGUCUUCGCGGUCAAUGUUGGCGCUGAUGGCCCAAUCAGAGCUAUGUGUUUCGACUGACGAAAUCUCCGCCUUCGAGUUUCUUCAGCAGCUGAAAUCUGUGGGGGGCAUGGAGGUGGAGGCCGAGGAGUACUACAUGAAGGAGGGCAGUCAGUCGAUCGCGAAGCGGAUAGCCGCAGACCUGGGCGAUGCCGUCAUUCUGUCCUCUCCUGUAUCUGCAAUCGAGUUCUCCGGUGAGUCCAUAAAGGUGACGGCCAAAGAUGUUACGUACAGCUCCAA